Messenger RNA from Saccharomyces paradoxus, 672 nucleotides. RefSeq names its product Shu2p (gene SHU2). The coding region runs from base 1 to 672 and encodes 223 amino acids. The transcript has a single exon. Lineage: Eukaryota; Fungi; Ascomycota; Saccharomycetes; Saccharomycetales; Saccharomycetaceae. The record is from RefSeq and is a predicted model, not a curated record.
AUGUCGAAGGAUGUGAUAGAAUACUCGAAAUUAUUUGCUAAACUAGUUAGCACGAGCGAUGAUACGAAACUAGAUGAUACAAUAGCAUCCUUUUUAUAUUAUAUGUUUCCAAGGGAGCUUUUUAUUCGAGCAAUUUCAUUAUUAGAAUCUUCAGACAUGUUUAUAUACAUACUAAAUAGAGUCCAUAAGAAGGAAGGUAAUGAACAUUCAUCAUUGAUUGAUGUAUUGAUUGAUGAGUUUUAUACGGGCUCAUCAAAUUCGUCGCUGGAGUAUCGCUUAAUAGUCAAGGAUACUAACGACGGAGCGCCACCAAUACUGGUAGACAUUGCGCACUGGUUCUGUUCAUGUGAAGAAUAUUGUAAAUACUUCCAUGGGGCAUUAGAAAAAACUGACGAAAAAGAAGAAUUACACAAUGUCCUAAUAAAUGAGAUUGAUGAUCAUUUACAGUUUUCGGAUGAUAGGUUUGCACAGCUGGAUCCCCAUAGCUUGUCCAAACAGUGGUAUUUCAAAUUUGAUAAAAUUUGCUGUUCACAUUUACUAGCAUUCUCCAUUUUGCUUAGAUCUUCGAUAAACGUGCUGAAGUUUUUUACUGUGAACUCAAAUAAAGUUUUUGUUAUAUCGAUAGAUAAUAUCGAUGAAUGGUUAAACUUGCACAUUAAUAUAGUUGAAUAA